AAUCGUUCAACCAAUCAGAUGUGUCGGCUGGAAGCAGCGCUGUCACCGCAGCCAAUCGCGUGUCGGGAAACACAGCUCGGGCUCAACAGCUUGUUGUUCGUGAAUCGCUUCGCAGUCUGAGAGAGAGGAAGCAGCCGAGGCCGCGAAUUGACCCUCAGUGUCUCGAGCUGGACUCCAUCACACACAAGUGAAGAUGAAGGCAGCAGACGAGCCUGCCUAUCUGAGCGUGGGGACGGACGUCAGUGCCAAGUACAGAGGAGCGUUCUGUGAGGCCAAGAUCAAGACUGUCAAACGCCUGGUGAAGGUGAAGGUGACUCUGAAAGGGGACAGUGCGUCUCAGGUGGUGCAGGACGAUCAGGUGAAAGGACCUCUGAGGGUGGGCUCCUCGGUGGAGGUGAAAACUAAUGAGGGCGUGUCCAGUGAAGGUGUCAUCACUAAACUGACAGAUGCCAGUCUCUACACCGUGGUGUUUGACGAUGGAGACGAGAAGACUCUGCGUCGCACGUCCCUGUGUCUGAAGGGAGAGAGACACUUUGCAGAGAGUGAGACGUUGGACCAGCUUCCGCUGACAAACCCGGAACAUUUCGGAACGCCGGUCAUCAACAAGAAAUCCAACCGUGGACGUCGUUCCUCCCAGGCUGUAGCGGACGAGGAGAACGAGUCUUCGUCCAGUGAGGAAGAGGAGGACGACAGGAGGAGACUGAACGAUGAGCUGCUGGGAAAAGUCUGCAGCGUCGACAACGAGGAGGAGCCGAGCAGCUGCUUCUUGGCUCUGGUGGUGUCUCCGAGCUGUAACGAUGAGCUGGUGGUGAAGAAGGAUCAGUGUCUGCUCCGAUCCUUCACUGACUCCAAGUUUUACACGGUGGCAAGGACACACGUCCGCCCGGUCAACUCCUUCACUCUCACCAAGUCUGAGUUGUCCAACAGGAGAGCUGUAGAAAUGGCUCAGCUGUUCCUCAGGAACAGGGACAACGUCCCUGAAGAGUGGAAGAUGGACAUGAGUCAGAUCCUGGACUCUUCAUCCAGUGAUGAUGAUGAUGAUGAGAAGGACACCGAGGAGGAAGAGGACGAAGAGGAGGACGAAGAAGAGAAGAAGAAGAAGAAGAAGCACAUCAAGGAGGAGCUGGAGGAGGAGUCUGACCCUGAGGAGCGAGACAACUUCCUGCAGCAGCUCUAUAAAUUCAUGGAAGACAGAGGAACUCCCAUCAAUAAACCUCCUGUGCUUGGCUACAAAGACCUGAACCUCUUCAAACUCUUCAGACUGGUCUAUCAACAGGGAGGCUGCCACAAGAUUGAGUCUGGGACCGUGUGGAAACAGGUCUACAUGGAUCUUGGAAUCCCCAUCCUGAACUCUGCUGCGUCUUAUAACGUGAAGACGGCUUACAGGAAGUACCUGUACGGGUUUGAGGAGUACUGUCGCUCCGCCUCCAUCACCUUCAGAACCAUCCAUCACAAUAACCCCCGCCCUCCCACCAUGCCAGCCAACCAGAAGAUGGCAGGGGAGGAGCCCUUAGAGCCCCCCCCCACACCACAGGUGAAGGCAGAGCCUGUUGAUGAAAAGAGGGAGAAGGUGGAGUCAGACAGCGAGAGCGAGGAGGAAGACGAGGAGGAGGAGGAGAUGAAGGAGCGACAGUCGUCACCGAGGGGGAGGAGGAGGUGUGUGAAGGCAGAGACAGAGUCUUCCCCCGGACCAGAGAAGAGAGGAGCAGGAGAGAACAGCGAGGAGCAGAUGGAGGUGAGGAGACGCAGCAACAGAAGAAUGGACGACUCUGAAAGAGGUUCUGAGGAAGAGGACGAGGAAGAGGACGAUGAGGAGGAGGAGGAGGAGAGGAGGAGGAGGAGGGGAGAUGGGAGUGAGGAUGACGAGGAUGAAGACUCUGUGACAGGGACGAAGGUCAGGGUGAAGUACGGCAGAGGAAAGACUCAGAAGAUCUAUGAAGCUCACAUCAAGAAAACUGACAUCGACAACGGAGAACAGUUCUACUUAGUACAUUACUACGGCUGGAACGUCAGGUAUGAUGAAUGGGUGAAGGCCGACAGGAUCAUCUGGCCUGUGGAGAAAGGAACAAAGAAGAGACAGAGGAAGAAGGUGAAGAACAAAGACGAGACAGACAAAGAGGAGGAGAAGCCUCUGAAGCCUCCGGGUGCAAAGCGAGGUCGUCCUCAGAUCAGGACCACGCCCACCAGCUCAGCGGGACGCAGUGUCUCCAAGACACCGAGCAGCGAGGGACGGUCCAACGGCAAGAGCAGCAGGACGGAGACGUCGUCCGGCAUGGCCAACGGAGACGACACUCCUCGCAGGAGGAGCAGGAGAACGUCGGGGACGUACGACUCUGACCGAGCGUCUGUUGAGGAUUCUGGGAACUCUUCAGAUGACAGCGAAUCAGAGGACACGUCUGAUAAAAAGCCAUCGCCAUGGCGAGGGAGGACGGAAGCCCCGCCCUGCCAGGAGGACGAGGAGGAGGAAGAGGAAAAGGCCAAGGAGGAGGAGGAGUCGAGUGAGGUCACUGACCUCACAGCACCUGCUGACCAUGACGACACUGUUGCCGUGGCAACACCAGGCCAGCCUCCUGCUCCUGUGUGUCCCAGCAUGCAACAGGAUAAAGACGACAAAGAGCUGAGCCGAUCAGACAAGGAGGUGGAGCAGGGGGAGGAGCCUCCAGCAGAAGUGAAGGUGGCGCCGACUCCCGUGGACAAGGAGGCGAGACCGUCUCUUGGACAGGAAGUGGUUAUGAAGCUGUCCCCGCCCCCUGAGAAGGUGGUCGCGUCCUCGCCCCCGCCCUCCAUAGAAGACGAGUCCGCGCCUCUGUCGUCCCCCAGGGUCAAAGGUCGCAGGGUCAACCUCAGGGAGGUGGGCUCAGAGACUCCGCCCAGAAUCCCACUCUGCACUGCCAGUCCCACCCCCGGCGCUAGCCCCUCCCACAGCAGCAGUGUCUUAAAGAGACAGGACGAGCCCAUGGUGGUCCUCUGCUGCCUGCCGACAGAGCACCUCCCCCUCGAGCCUCCGCCCACAGACUCUGACACUGACUCCGCCUCUGAGGAGGAGGAGGCGGAGCCACCGGAGGAGAGGAGCAGUGCUGUGCUCAAACGUAAAGCAGCAGAGCAGCGAGCAGCAGAGAAGAAGCUCCGCCCUGACAGGAAGCAGGAGGAGGCGGCCUCCCCCAAAGCCCCCACCCCUGUACCCAAGAACCUCCCAGAGAGGAGGAGCGAGGCAACGAUGAAGCCUGAAUGGUUCUGUCCUCGAGACGACGCUCAGAGGGAGGAGCCAGAAGAGCAACUGACAGGCGGAGCCAUGAAGGAGCACGAGGUGCAUGCUGGGACACCUCCCCACUCUCUCGAAGUGCCAGGCUCCUCCCCCUCUGAGGAGCUGGAGCCGCAGAUCGGCCCAGAGGCGCUCGUCUGCCACGAGGUGGACCUGGACGACCCCGACGAGAAGGAGAAGCCCGCCCCCUCCGCGGAGCACCUCCUCCUCAUGAUGAGAGAGCCGCAGCAAGCUCCACCCCCACUGCCCAUCCUCCAAGUCUCCGUCCCCACUCCUCACACUCCGCUCCUACCCCAGCCUCAGCUCCACCCCUUCCUGCCAUCUGCCACUCCAAGCCCCGCCCCCUGCACAGAGGAGAGGCGCCCGAUCCGGAGCGCCGUCACCACUGAGGAGGAGGAAAGGGGAGGGGCGGAGCCAGAGGGCGACUCCAGUCCGGGUUUUGACGGCAGCGCGUCCUCGUCCUCCGCGUCUGUGAUGUCUCUGCAGGAGAACAAGGACAGAGGUCAGAAGAGGACGACGGACGGUCUCUGCAGUCCUUCGUCCAAAAAACACAAACGCAGCCAGAAACGAGCCAGCGCUGCGGGGAAGAUGGAGAAGAACGGAGCAGGUCACAGCAGCGACAGCGAGGACCAAUCCCGCGCGUCAUCUGUGUCAAAGUCUCAGAAGCUUGUCUGUCCCUCGCUGUCGUCUCACAGUAAAGACAAACACUGUCCUGCGUCUCCUCAGAGGACACACAAGUGGACCUUUCAGCUCGAUGAGUUGGAGAGCAUGUCGAGCUCAGAGAGGAUCUCGCUCCUGCAGGAGAAGCUUCAGGAGAUCAGGACGUGUUACAUGACGCUGAAGUCUGAGGUGGCGUCCAUCGACCGUCGCAGGAAGAGACUGAAGAAGAAGGAGAGAGAAGUGUCCAACACCACGGCAUCCACGUCCUCGGGUUCUUCGGACACCGGCAUGAGCCCGUCCUCGGCCUCGCCCGCUCAGAGCACCGUCGCUGUGGAGUGCAGGUGAUGACACGCCCACCGGCCAC
Solea senegalensis (Senegalese sole) is the source of this 4286-nucleotide messenger RNA. It is a transcript of the gene arid4a, whose product is annotated as AT rich interactive domain 4A (RBP1-like). The coding region runs from base 194 to 4267 and encodes 1357 amino acids. Gene Ontology annotation, cellular component: nucleus. The transcript has 25 exons. Gene Ontology annotation, molecular function: transcription cis-regulatory region binding. The record is from RefSeq and is a predicted model, not a curated record. NCBI's taxonomy places the organism in Eukaryota, Metazoa, Chordata, Actinopteri, Pleuronectiformes, Soleidae. Gene Ontology annotation, biological process: regulation of transcription by RNA polymerase II.